This is a messenger RNA of Ectocarpus siliculosus, 1394 nucleotides long. The record is from the annotation of a GenBank genome assembly. Lineage: Eukaryota; Phaeophyceae; Ectocarpales; Ectocarpaceae.
AUGCCUACUGGAAGAGCAGCACCCGCGGAGCCGGCUUUCCCGUGGCGGAGCGACAUGCUCGCAGGCAAGACGGCCAUUGUCACGGGCGGAAGCGCGGGCAUCGGGGCCGCGAUCACAAUUGCCUUGCUCCAGGCUGGGGCUUCCGUGGCGGUGCUUGCGAGGAGCCGCUCCAAGUACGACAAGCUCGUCCCCCUCCUGGAGGAGAGGAAGCUGCCGGUCGACAAGACCACCUUCAUCUCCAUCGACCUGUCGAGCACGGAUGCCAUCCGGCAGGCAGCGGUGGAGGCCAACGAGUGGGCCGGCGGCUGUGCGGAUAUCCUGGUCAACAACGCUGGUGUGGCCACCAUCGCGCCAAUCCUUGAAGCAUCCGUGGAAGACUGGGACUGGACCAUGAACGUGAACGUCAGGGCACCCUUCAUCAUGGCCCAGGAAUGCGCCAAGAGGAUGAUCGCGCGCGGCCAGGGAGGAAAGAUCGUCAGCACCUCGAGCACGGCGUCCCUCUUCGCGCUGCACGACCACGCGGCGUACUGCACCAGCAAGGCCGCCAUCCAAGGCCUCACUAAGGUGAUGAGCGCCGAGUGGUCCAAGUACGACAUCAACUGCAACACCGUCGGACCCACCAUCGUCUUGACCGACAUGGGCGCCAAGGCGUGGGGCGAGCCGGAGAAGGGCGACCCCAUGAUCGACCGCACCCCUCUCGGCCGCUUCGCUGAGCCCUGGGAGAUGGCACACGGCGUGGUGUACCUUGUCAGCCCGUCCUCCAGCCAGAUGUGCGGACAAAUGCUCCUCCUCGACGGUGGCAUCACCACCACCGGUACACCCUGCGGAACGUAGUCGCCCGAACCGACGCUGUCGACAUCAGAGGAAGGGAUUGUGCCUCUUAGAUGUGUCUUACAAACAUUUGGUGGUCCGUAGAUGCUUAAUUUGUCUCGCAGCGGUGUUGAAUAGAAUUGCGCUCGCUAUGGAAUUGUGUACAUGAGCCGCUAUCUGUUGUGGUCGUUGCGGUGCCAUCGUGUAGCCUAAAGUGCGUUGGGUGUUUCCCUUAACUCGACGUCUCUUGUGUGGGACAUGGGGGUCUCUAGGCGUCGCUUGUGUUUGUUCCCAAACGCACAGGCGUGGUCAGAGGUCAUGCGUUGUUUGUUUGCAGAUUGAUUGCUCAUCUAUCGGCUUGGUGUGUACGUGCCCAGCAGGGGCAGAUGGUAGAAGGGUAGGAGCGAGCGGAACAUGGUCCUCCGAAAGGCAUUUGAACAACUCAGGUUGCAAAACGCUCUACUGCUCUAGCUUCUGUGGAGAUGAAACUCGAGCUCACGCCCGUAUCCAGGGCCACACGAUUUCCUACUUCUUUUUCGUUUCGGUGUUGUUCCUGGCGUGGCGACGGUUUCCGGCGUGACAAC